AUGAAGGAGGAUUACUAUGUCGACGAUAUGCUGAGUGGAGCCGAUAACCUUGAAGCCGCUACGCAGCUAACCAGCGAAAUGCUCGAGCUUGCUUCCUCCGGUGGUUUCACUUUGCGGAAAUGGAACUCCAAUUCCAGCGCACUCCUGGAUCAGUUACCAGAGAAUCUCGUCGACCGCCGGCCGGAGCUUGAGCUGGAUACUGCAAACACUCCAGUGAAGACACUCGGGUUGCUCUGGGACACCACUUCAGACAGUUUUCUCUUCCGUUCACCUGUGUGGAACUCAGCAGCACCCAUCACCAAGCGAAGUGUGCUUGCGGACACAGCACGUUUAUUCGAUCCCAUCGGCCUGGUGGGGCCUGUCAUCGUCGCAGCGAAGAUAUUCGUUCAAGACCUGUGGAAGCAGAAGUGCGACUGGGACGAACCGUUACCCGAAGCAUUCCUGUAUUUUUGGACCGAGUAUAGGAGAAAUCUCUCCGCCCUUUCGUCGUUAUCGAUUCCUCGGUGGGUGGCGUUCAGUACGGAUCUGGCUUCCGUUCAGGUUCAUGGCUUCUGCGAUGCUUCCAACAAGGCAUAUGGAGCAUGCCUCUACCUCCGCAGUACUACCUUCGGCGGUUCCGUAGUAGUGCGCCUCAUCACAACCAAGUCCAAGGUCGCACCACUUGAAGAUCUGAAGCGGAAGAAAAGGGUUCAGACCACUCCCCGGCUAAAACUCUCCGGAGCAUUGCUACUCAGUCACCUAUACGAAAAGUUCGUCGCCAGCACAGCAAUUCAGCACACCGCCUGCUUUUGGGCCGAUUCGACGAUCGCGAUGUACUGGCUCUCGUCGCUGCCGUCACGGUGGCAAAUGUUUGUAGCAAAUCGUGUGUCGGAAAUCCAACACGCCACGAAAGGAUGCCCGUGGAACCACGUAGCCGGUGAAGAAAACCCCGCCGAUAUCAUCUCUCGGGGAAUGACACCAGCUCAGCUGCAGUACGAAAGGCUGUGGUUCGAGGGACCGCUGUGGCAUCGUCAGGACGCGAGCAUCUGGCCGUCCAAGGCUCCAGAAGAGGAAAUCGAUCCUGCCAUACUGGAAAAGAAGAAGGUCGUUGCGCUCCCAGUGACGGCUGAGUCCGUUAGCGAAAUAUUCAGUCUCCGUUCAUCGCUGUUCAGUUUAAUCAGGUUGGUCGCUGGCAUCCGCCGGUUCGUGCACAACACACAGCACAGACAGGACAGACGCACAGGGUUUCUGACGGUCCCCGAACACGAGCAGGCCUUGACAUUUCUGGUUCAGCUGGCGCAACAAGAAGCCUUUCCAGCUGAGAUAGCAGCGUUAAAAAAGAACAAUCCAGUCAGUCCAUCAUCUUCGAUAAGCAGAUUGAAUCCAGUCCUCGUCAGUGGAAUCUUCUGUGUGGGAGGCCGACUAGCCAAGGCGCCAGUGUCAGCGAGUCGGAAACAUCCGAUGAUUUUGAGUCACCAUCAUCCACUGGCAAGGCCGAAGGUGCUAGACCAGCUUAUGGCCGAUCUUCCGUCGGAACGAGUCUCUCCGGCACCUCCAUUUCUUAGAGUAGGCGUGGAUUAUUGCGGACCGUUCCUGAUCAAAUACCCUGUUCGUCGCGUGACUCCCACGAAACAUUACGUCGCCAUUUUCAUCUGCCUCGUUACGAAGGCAGUCCAUCUCGAAUUUGCUAGCGAUCUUACCAGCGAAGCCUUCCUUGCCGUCAUUUCAAGCGUACCAUCGGCGACCGUGUGCUGCAGUACGACGAGAUGA
Molecule: messenger RNA, 1749 nt
Organism: Aedes albopictus (Asian tiger mosquito)
Lineage: Eukaryota; Metazoa; Arthropoda; Insecta; Diptera; Culicidae
Exons: 2
Coding region: 1-1749 (582 amino acids)
Molecular function (GO): nucleic acid binding
Source: RefSeq, a predicted model, not a curated record